AAGCCUGUGUUGCGAGUGCGCAGGUCAUGCGAAGCAUGAAGUUUUGUUAUAAGCGGGAAUAUUCCUGGGUGUUCAGGUGUCCUCGGGCAGUGAACGGUGUGUAUCGAAAACUUUCACAUUGGAAUAAUAUUUAUUUAUAUCAAAAAGUGGUAAAAAGUCACGAAAAGCAGACUAAAUAGCGGCGAAGCGGGGAGAUGCGUGUAAUAUGACAACAGUACUAUGUUAUUUAGAGACUACACCUGGCUGAAUCAGGUGUUUUGACGGAAGAGCACCAAACUACCCCGAUUUAUAAGUGUACUACCGGUAUAGUGACCGUAGGAGGAAAAUGUUGCUACCCAUCCCCCGUUACAAGGUUCCGUGAAUGACCAUGAAGAUCCAACUUGUAUGUUUGACUGUUUUAACUUUUUGGCUUUCUGGACUCGACGGUCGAAAAGUCGUAAAAGAGGUAAAAUUUAAAAAGUCCCCAGAGAAUGCCACUGUUGAGGAGGACCAGAGACAUCUCUUUCAUUGCAACACGGAGAGAAUCAAAGGCUGCACAAGGAACCAGAUGAAAAUCAAGUGGUUUCAUAAUGGCAUCAAAUUAACCAAAAGAGGCACUAAUUUCAAAAUCAAAAAGCAUGGAACUACUCUUCUCUUUGACAACAUUAAAGUGGAGAAUCGUGGAGAAUACUAUUGCUCAGUCAGCUGUAAAUCUAAAAAGUUCAUCGCCAGGGGAGCAUCACCUAAAGCGUACCUGCAGGUGGAAGUUCCUGUUCGGUUUGUGGAGAAACCAAUUGAUCGGCACGUUACACCAGGAAAUCUACAGAUCACAUGCUCUGCGUUUGGAAUCCCUGCUCCAAAGCUAACAUGGCUAGAUAUCAAUGACACUGAGAUCAAUGAUACAGUGACCCAAGGAGUGGAAAUUAUCACUAUAGAUAAUAAUUCGAUGACAAAGAAAUCUAAUAUCAUCUUUACAAAUGUGGUCACUAACAUGAGUGUCAAGUGUCAAGCGCAGAACCACCUGAGCAGUGGCUAUAGGUUCAAAACCCAGCAAGCCAAGGUGGUGGUGGUAUCAAAAAAGGACCAAGUCAGUCAGCCACCAGUUCGGCUUCAAGGGACAUGUGCCCCUUACAAUGGCACUGUCUGUAAGCAGGUUCUUGGAAAUGAAGUCAUCCUCUUGAAUGCCUCCUACGGGAACCCUGGCCUAGAACAGGAUUCCCAGGUGAAUGAGCUGAUGCAGGGGGUUCUGUCCUCAAUGGUCCGAAAGCCAAACUGUCAGGCCGCCGCCCUCAAAGUCUUCUGUCGUCAUGUGUUUCCAGGAUGUACUGAGGAGACGGGGAAAGCGAAGCCCAUCCACCUGUGCAAGGAGAGCUGUCUGGCCGUGAAGGAAUUGCUGUGCUUUGACCAGUGGAAUGAACUGAGUUUGAAAAGAAAAAUAGCUGGUGCUUCUCUUCCCGACUGCAACAAUCUAGCCAGCAAAAGUGAUAAUGGAUCACAGUGCAUAGAUGGCAGAAUAUUUCAUAAAGAUACAAGUCAAGUUACCUAUCAGUGUUACAAAGGAACGGGCCAGUGGUACAAUGGCACGGUCAAUGUCACAAAGUCGGGGAUUCCCUGCCAGGCCUGGGACCGUCAGUACCCCCAUGCUCACCAGCGCCUCCCUUCAGUAUUUCCCAGUCUGCAGGGAGGAGAGAACUACUGCAGGAACCCUGGGUCUGAGGAAAACCAGCCAUGGUGCUACACAACAGAUAAUCUGAAGAGAUGGGAACUGUGUGACAUACCUAAAUGUUAUGUGGAAGUUUCCACGGAGAUGCCUGUAAACCAGAACCUUACAGUUGCCAUCAUCAUUAUCAUCAUUGUUGUUGCCUUGGUUGUCUUUGUGUCGAUUCUGAUGGCUGUGCUCUGUUGUCAGAUCUCCAAACAACGCAGACAUGUUAAGUACGACAGCACUCCUCAGGAAGACCUGGACAUUGAUAUUGAUAAACUCCCCACCAACUCUUGUUACCACAAACUCUCGGAAUGUUCCAAAAUCAACCCUAAACUCCAGGUUAUGGAAUAUCCCAGGAAUGAUAUUGUGUACAUCAGAGACAUUGGUCAGGGAGCUUUUGGAAGAGUGUUCAAAGCAAAAGCUCCCAACAUUAUUAAAGAUGAAUAUGAUUGCCUAAUAGCAGUCAAAAUGUUAAAGGAAGAUGCUUCUGAUGAACUGUUACAAGACUUUCAGCGAGAAGCUUCCUUAAUGGUAGAGUUUGAUCACCCAAACAUUGUGAAAUUGUUGGGAGUCUGUGCAAUAGGUAAUCCUUUGUGUUUACUGUUUGAGUACAUGAAGAAGGGAGACUUGAAUGAAUUUCUUCGUCUGAACAGUUGUGACAAUUACAUUAUAAGGCGACACAGCAUGGAUAUCUAUUCUGAGCAUAAGCCCUCAUUAAACACUUCAAAUCAGCUCUACAUUGCAAAGCAGAUUGCAUGUGGAAUGGUGUAUUUGUCUGAAAAAGGCUAUGUACAUCGGGACUUGGCCACCAGAAAUUGUCUUGUGGGUGAUGACCUCGAGGUCAAGAUUUCUGACUUUGGACUGGCAAGGAGCAUUCAUUCACUGGAAUAUUAUCGUGGAAGUGAACAUGAUGCAAUACCGAUCCGAUGGAUGCCUCCUGAAUCCAUUCUGUACAACAAAUUCACUGUACAAUCGGAUGUGUGGUCCUUCGGUGUUUUACUUUGGGAGCUGUUCUCCUUUGCUCUUCAGCCUUAUUAUGGCAUGACACAUGAAGAAGUAGUUCAGUUUGUGAAAGAUGGGAAAGUGCUUGCCUGCCCAGAAAACACACCUAAGCAAGUGUAUGACUUGAUGAAAAUGUGUUGGAACACAAAGCCAACUUCAAGACCAUUAUUCCACCAUCUGCUCAAAUCUUUAAACUCUUCAUAUGAUGAUUACCAAAAGAAGAAAGUGCUGAGUGAACUUGUGUAGCAUUUACAGAAAGUAUUGGUGACAAUUGUUCAAUGAUGUGAAAAUAGGCAGCAUUCUUCCUUCCAUAAUGAACAGUUUAGUGAAAUGCAUCUGAAUACGAUAAACAAUUACCUAUACUGCCAAAGUCUCAUCUCUCAGCAAACACAAGUAGAGGUGGGAGAAGAUGUCUCUCUAUGGUUCCUGUGUAGUGCAUGAGUUGAUAUAAGGGGCCAAUACUCUUGUGUUUCCCAUACAUAUUAUAAAAAAGUCCCAUAGACUCAUAUGAGCCAUAAUUUAAACUGUGCCAACUAUUUAGUAUUAUUUCAAUGAUACAACUAUGUAUUUGCCAGGAAUUGGAAUCAGAACUCUAACCAAGUUUUCUGUUAGACAUUUAAAAAACAAGUUCAGGAAGUUUUCAGUUGUGAUACACUCCUGCAGUGUAUUUCUGUGUGUUAUCAAUGUUCCAUAUUUCCUAUACUUUUUUCUACAGAUUUGUAUUAAGAUAUAAGAAGUGAUGUCUGCUCCUAAUGUAUUGCAGUCUGCUCAGGUCGCCUUUAUCUGAGAAAUGGGGGCUUUAUCUCGCCAACUAUUCCCCUGACGAUAGGAUGGAUUUUGGAUUGACUCUUAUCUGAUUAUGAAUUCUUGCAGCAGCCAGGGUUAAACCUGAUCUAAAUUCUGAUAAGAUGAAAUAAGGCAAUUUCUUAAUAUCUGCCAUUAAUUUUGGACUUAUCUUUGAAGUAUCUUAUGUUUGGGGUUAAAGUUUUCAGUUUGGGUGAAAAAUUACAGUAGCUGUAAAUCAGCCUCGCUUUACACCUGUACAUAUACAUAUAUUGGUAUGCAAUAUUUUUGUUUUUGUUUCGAUCAUCAUUUGAACUAGUCAUUUUGUUGGGUAUGCAUGUGUAUUUGUUUGGGAGACUGAAUACCUUGUAUAAGAAGAUACAUCAAGGGUCAAGCCGCACAAAUGUUUUAUAUGUGUUACAUAGUAAAGGGUCAGCCCCAGUACUGGUAAUUCGUUCCCCUUUACAGUGUACUUGUUUAGAAGUAGCUUAUUUUGUACUGUAUAGGACUUUCAUUGGAAAAAGAUUUUACUAUACUAUACAACUGUAAGUGUCUCGAAAUAUCUAUCAUAGGAUGUGUGGAAUUUGUGUUUUGAAGGAGUGGGUAUGUGCAUAUUUUCUAGUCAAUGUAUGUCCAUGAAACCUUGUAAAGUUGUAAAUACACAUCACAUGUAUGUACAAAGUAUUUCAUUUUGUUAGAAUGUCGCAUGCUAGGUGCAUUUUUGUGUUGGUUUUCUGUGCUUCCUGAAAUAGGCUUGUGAUAAUUUUGUAUGUGAAAGACUACAAUAAAAACAUUUCAGACUGAU
This is a messenger RNA of Magallana angulata, 4274 nucleotides long. Its product is annotated as tyrosine-protein kinase transmembrane receptor Ror2-like. The transcript has 9 exons. Gene Ontology annotation, cellular component: signaling receptor complex. Lineage: Eukaryota; Metazoa; Mollusca; Bivalvia; Ostreida; Ostreidae. Gene Ontology annotation, molecular function: protein binding; ATP binding; transmembrane receptor protein tyrosine kinase activity. The record is from RefSeq and is a predicted model, not a curated record. Bases 362 to 2932 code for a protein of 856 amino acids. Gene Ontology annotation, biological process: protein phosphorylation; positive regulation of kinase activity; cell surface receptor protein tyrosine kinase signaling pathway.